Messenger RNA from Parus major (Great Tit), 2122 nucleotides. It is a transcript of the gene CHRNA10, whose product is annotated as cholinergic receptor nicotinic alpha 10 subunit. NCBI's taxonomy places the organism in Eukaryota, Metazoa, Chordata, Aves, Passeriformes, Paridae. Bases 11 to 1666 code for a protein of 551 amino acids. The transcript is spliced from 4 exons. Gene Ontology annotation, molecular function: transmembrane signaling receptor activity; acetylcholine-gated monoatomic cation-selective channel activity. Gene Ontology annotation, biological process: monoatomic ion transmembrane transport; signal transduction; nervous system process. Gene Ontology annotation, cellular component: postsynaptic membrane; neuron projection; synapse. The record is from RefSeq and is a predicted model, not a curated record.
CUGCUGCGGGAUGGAGCCCGGAGCUCGGCUGUGCCUCUCGCUCUGCUGCGGGAUGGAGCCCGGAGCUCGGCUGUGCCUCUCGCUCUGCCUCGCCGCCGUCCUCCCGGCCCCGGGCUGCCGGGGAGCGCAGGGCAGGCUCGCCUACAAACUGCUCCACGACCUCUUCGCCAACUACUCCAGCGCCCUGCGCCCCGUGGAGGACACGGACCGGGCGCUGAACGUCACCCUCCAGGUCACCUUGUCCCAGAUCAUCGACAUGGACGAGAGGAACCAGGUCCUCACCUCCUACCUGUGGGUCCGCCAGACCUGGCUGGACGCCCACCUCACCUGGGACAAGGACGGGUACGGCGGCAUCGACAGCAUCCGCAUCCCCAGCAGCUACGUCUGGCGGCCCGACAUCAUCCUGUACAACAAGUGGGUCGUGCUCGGCCCCCGGGGCCCGGCUGGGGCUGGGGGCUGCACGGGGCGCUGCGGCCUCGGGGUGGGAGCAGGAGGGUCCCGGAGGGGGAGAUGCGGGGAGAUGGGGCCGGGGGGUGCUGGCAGCAGCCCGGCGUGCCCGGGACUGACCCCCAGCACCGAGGGGACAGCCAGGGGCCGCGAGUGGCGCGGGGAGGGGAUGCGGCCCCACGGCCACCCCUCCCUGCCCAGCGCCGAUGAGCACUUCGGUGGCUCCAUGGAGACCAACGUGGUGCUGCGCUCCGACGGCCACAUCAUGUGGGACUCGCCCGCCAUCACCAAGAGCUCCUGCAAGGUGGACGUGUCCUACUUCCCCUUCGACGGGCAGCAGUGCCGCCUCACCUUCGGCUCCUGGACCCACAACGGGAACCAGAUCGACCUCCGCAACCAGCUGGACACCGGGGACCUGAGGGACUUCGUGGAGAACGUGGAGUGGGAGGUGCUGGGCAUGCCGGCCACGAGGAACGUCAUCACCUACGGCUGCUGCUCCGAGCCCUACCCCGAUGUCACCUACACCCUGCUCCUGCGCCGCCGCGCCUCCUUCUACAUCUUCAACCUGCUCCUGCCCUGCAUCAUGGUCUCCUUCCUGGCACCCCUGGGCUUCUACCUGCCGGCCGACUCGGGGGAGAAGGUGUCGCUGGGGGUGACGGUGCUGCUGGCCCUCACCGUGUUCCAGCUGCUGGUGGCCGAGAGCAUGCCCCCCUCGGAGAGCGUCCCGCUCAUCGGGAAGUACUACAUCGCCACCAUGACCAUGAUCACGGCCUCCACCGCGCUCACCAUCUUCAUCAUGAACGUGCACCACUGCGGGCCGGGGGCCCGGGCCGUGCCCCCCUGGGCGCGCCGGCUCAUCCUGCACCACAUGGCCCGGCUCUGCUGCGUCUACGAGGUGGGCGAGAGCUGCAAGGGCCCCCAGCGGGCGCUGGGCGGGCGGGCGAGUGUGGGGGACGCCGGGGGACCGGGGGAAAGCCCCGGGGAGGGGCAGGCGGGCACGGAGGUGCGGGGCUGCCCCUGGGACCACUGCCUGUGCCACCACGACGCCCUGCUGAGGAACGUCGGGUACAUCGCCGGCUGCUUUCGGCGCCAGCGCGCCAACCAGCGCCGCACCGGAGAGUGGAAGAAGGUGGCCAAGGUGAUGGACCGCUUCUUCAUGUGGGUCUUCUUCCUCAUGGUCUUCCUCAUGAGCGUGCUGGUCCUGGGCAACGCUGCCUGACGGCUCUGCGGAGCCAGCAGUGCGGCCCCCAGGGCCGGCGGUGGCUGCGGGCACCUCGCGGGGGUGACACAAAUGGCCCCGGUCCCCCCAAAGCUGCAGCGCUGAGCGGUCCCAGCCCCUGUCCGACUGUACCAGAGCAGGCACCCACGUCCCCCUGUGGCACCCCGCUCCUGAGAAAUGAUCAAAUGAAAUAAAGCGUGGAACGUGUGUCCUGCCCCUGCUGCCUGGGACAAGGGUGCUGGCCGGGGUGAGGGUGGCCUGGAGGGAUGGAGGGAUCAGGUCCUGAGCCGAGCUCCUGACAGAUGGGAGAUCCCUGAGGGGAGCCGUGAGGGCUUCCCACGGGAAGGAGUGCAGGGCCCGGCAGGAGCUCUGGAGCUGCUGCCCACCCUGGCCAGGGCAGGUUGGUCCCAUGGUCCAUCCAUCAGUGCCCAGCCUGUGGCAGCCACUGUCCUGAGG